GAGGGGGUGUCCCGUCUGCACGCGCAGACAGCAGGGAGCAGCUGCAGCAAGAGGACCUCUGGUAACAUUCACUGCAUUGCUGAGAGUGACAUAUUACCAUUUCAACUUUAACAAUUCUAGAAUAACAUUGUAUUAACGACAGCUAAAAUGGUUGAUCGCGAGCAACUGGUGCAGAAAGCCAGGCUGGCCGAACAGGCUGAAAGAUAUGAUGAUAUGGCAGCAGCCAUGAAAUCGGUGACAGAGUUGAACGAGGCCUUGUCCAAUGAGGAGAGGAACCUGCUCUCUGUGGCCUAUAAGAAUGUGGUAGGGGCGCGGCGCUCAUCCUGGCGUGUCAUCUCCAGCAUCGAGCAGAAGACCUCAGCAGACGGCAACGAGAAAAAGAUCGAGAUGGUGCGUGCGUACCGCGAGAAAAUCGAGAAGGAGCUGGAGACCGUGUGCCAGGACGUGCUGAACCUCCUGGACAACUUCCUGAUCAAGAACUGCAACGAGACGCAGCACGAGAGCAAGGUGUUUUACCUGAAGAUGAAGGGCGACUACUACCGCUACCUGGCCGAGGUGGCCACGGGCGAGAAGAGGGCCGGCGUGGUGGAGUCCUCUGAGAAGUCCUACAGCGAGGCCCAUGAGAUCAGCAAGGAGCACAUGCAGCCCACCCACCCUAUCCGCCUGGGUCUGGCCCUCAACUACUCCGUGUUCUACUACGAGAUCCAGAAUGCACCUGAGCAGGCCUGCCACUUGGCCAAGACCGCCUUCGAUGACGCCAUCGCUGAGCUGGACACCCUGAACGAAGACUCCUACAAAGACUCUACCCUCAUCAUGCAGCUGCUACGAGACAACUUGACACUCUGGACCAGCGACCAGCAGGAUGACGAGGGUGGUGAGACCAACAACUAGAGAGUCCCUAAAGAGACCCCUGUGUCCUGUUUCAGCCAAUACACACAACACCCCGCUCCCUCACAAAUCACAACAAAAUAUGAAACCAGAUCUUAGAAAUAAAUGAUUUGGCUGGUGGAACUUUGGCAACCACUUUUGCCGUUGAUGAUACUACCGCAGCUGCAGUUCUUAAUUUUUACACAAAUUUAAAAAGUUAAGAAAAAAUUGAAAGAGGAGGGGAGUAGGAGGGGAGAUGAUUUUAGUUUUUAGUAUAGUUAAAAAAUAAAUAGUUGAACCCCUUCCUUCUUGAUUACCUCUGCGACAUUUGCCAAACCACUUAAGAGGAAGAAGUUCUGUGUCUCAAACAGUCAGUCAGGAAGUAGAGUCUGGCUAUUGGGUUAGAAAUGACACCCUCACACUGGCAUAAAGACUGUUCUUAUGGCACUAAAAUGAAAUGGAGCUUCUUAUUUAACUGAUGUGGUGAGGGAGGAGGAGCAUUCAAAAUCGUAAGGGGAGAUAGAAGCUUGUGCAACAAAAAAAAAACUUGAAUGUCAUCGCCUCGCAAAAAGAAAGAGUUGCAAAUAGGUUCCAGAGAGGGAGAAAUCGGUAUCGUACCUCUAGCUAACCACUUCAGACUUACCAACAUGGAAUCUAAAAGGUGUGCAUCACCCUGUAAUGGUAAUCGUUGUGUGAAAGCAGGUAUCCUCUGUGAUUAUUGAACAUACAUAACCAAUGUUUUGUUCCCAUGAUGUCAGGAAUGUGUUUGUACUCAGUCACAAACUAUAUUACUGUAACUAAAGUAGUAAAUACACAGCCAGUACAGCCCUCUAAUGCGCUGAUAUGCUAUACAUACAUAAACAUUUUCAAGCAUCUGGUUAUUAUUAUUAUUACUCUCCCCUUACCUAGGUUGUCAAGGGUGCCAUAUUAAUAGAAUAUCAAACUAUGCUAAUACAAAGAAAAUCACUAAAACAACAAACACAAUUAUCUUGCAGAGGAGAUCAUUUGUGUAACUCUGUGUUGUUGUCUGUUCACACUGCUAUGCUUUAUCUUGGCCAGGUCGCAGUUGCAAAUGAGAACUUGUUCUCAACUAGCCUACCUGGUUAAAUAAAGGUGAAAUAAAGGUGAAAUAAAAAUUUGAUAUUGUAAGACAACAGAAUAUUUUGUCCUAAAUUACGGUAUAUUCAUAUUUACAACAAUCUUGGAUCAUGAAAUGGAUCCAUCUGGAUCCACCAUGACACCGAGUUGACUGGAACCACAUACGCAGUGGACAAAAUACACAUUACCUGGGCUAUAUGGACACGCCUGGUGCCCAAAAUUGAUGACGUAUGUCACACAGCUGUGAGUGGAGACGAAUGGAUUCGGUACUGACAGUCAGUUCAGUCAGCCGUCCUGAUGAGCCCUUCCCAGCUAGCUAGUUUAUGCUGGCUAGCUGGCAACAACAGCAGCAUGGCACUAGUUAUAACUUGUAAAAGUAAGUGCUUUUUAUUUCCACGGACAAAAUAACUUGUAGUAUUGAUCGCCAUCUGGAUGUCACCGUGACAUGCCAAUUAGCUAACGUAACGACACGCCGGUGUGAAUGACCAGUGCAACCGUGUUGUAUCGAGGUACUUCCCAGUUCCCACUGUUGCUUCCCGCUGGCCAGAAGUUGCUUCACCGGGCAGCUGUAACACAUUUUCGCUGGCAGUAGCUAUUUGUUCCAUCCCACUUCAUUAUAUUUAGAGUAGGAUAGCACCCUACACGAGAAAUAACUUGUAAUAUUGGUAGUAUAGUAACCAUCUGAGGGCCACCGCGAUACAGUCUUCUGCUCAAUGGGGAGAGUUUGCACUGCAAGCCGGCAACACAACAACAUGGGGCACAGUGUGUCCUUCACCCCACUUGCUGAGCACUGCUGCCCUGCUGUAAGCAGAGGAAAGUAGCUAGAUAGUUUAGCCAAUAUCAGGCCGGGUGACAGCUAAAGCACAGUUAUUGUAAUGAUUUUCACCAAAAGUAAAUUUUUGUUGUUGAAAAAAUAACAAUUAUUUCCUGUUAAAAACAGAAUGAUUCUGAACACUCCCAAGUCCCAGCUUCGACAGACAAGUUAAAAAGUCUGGUUGAAGUUUCUAGCCACAAGCAUAAACUAGCUAGCUGGGAAAAGCUCAUUAGGAUGCCUGGACUGAAAUGACUGGACCGAAUCCGUUUGUUCCCACUCAACUCUCGCUGCGUGACAGUUUUGGGCACAAGGAAUGUGUGUAUAGCCUCUCCCAAUCUAAAAGCAUAUUUGAGGUUUGUGGAUUUUCUUUUUGUGUUCACUUUUUUAAUUGUGAAGAAAUGCACUUGCCCAUCAAACUGUUUCUUCAGUGUAAGAUGAUAACUGCUCUAAUAUUCUCGAUAAUAUAAUAUUGUGCAUGCUGGUGAUGUAUUUAUAUACAGUAGCUUGACUUUAUUAUUAUUAACUUAUAAUGUGGAUGUUACGUAUUCAUAUGAACAUGAAAUGACUAGACUUCAAUCUGAAUUAUUUUCUAUUUAUACUUUAUAUUGGAUUGUUGACAUUUUAUUUGAAUCUGUGUUUCCCUUACUCCAUUUGCUGAAAGUACGCUAUGCCAAAACAAUGAUUGUUAACAAUAAAUUGAUCUGUAACGGACAUUGCUAUAGUGACAUGCAAUUCUUGUAUUUGUGCUUUUGCAUAACAAAAGGCCGGAGGAUCCCAAACAAUUAUAAUAAAAGCCGAGAAAAAACCCCA
Salvelinus fontinalis (brook trout) is the source of this 3589-nucleotide messenger RNA. RefSeq names its product 14-3-3 protein gamma-1. The record is from RefSeq and is a predicted model, not a curated record. Gene Ontology annotation, biological process: signal transduction. The transcript is spliced from 2 exons. Gene Ontology annotation, cellular component: cytoplasm. The coding region runs from base 148 to 891 and encodes 247 amino acids. Gene Ontology annotation, molecular function: protein kinase C binding. NCBI's taxonomy places the organism in Eukaryota, Metazoa, Chordata, Actinopteri, Salmoniformes, Salmonidae.